Phalaenopsis equestris is the source of this 952-nucleotide messenger RNA. Its product is annotated as protein UPSTREAM OF FLC-like. The transcript has 6 exons. The coding region runs from base 166 to 669 and encodes 167 amino acids. The record is from RefSeq and is a predicted model, not a curated record. NCBI's taxonomy places the organism in Eukaryota, Viridiplantae, Streptophyta, Magnoliopsida, Asparagales, Orchidaceae.
UAUCCACACUCAAAAACUCAAAUAGCCGUGUAGAAGAAGUUAACAUCUCAAAUUAUUAAUAAAAUAAAACAAAAGCGCCAAAACAAAUUAAAAAAAUAAAAAAAAAUUGUAUAAAACGAAGAGAGAAGUAACAAAACCUCCAGACCAGAGGAAGAAGAGGAGGAAAUGGAGUCCUCCAAGAUGACCAGAGAGACAAGGCGAGCCAACAUCAUCUACUUCCUCAAUCGCGAAGGCCGAAUCGAACACCCCCAUCUCAUCCGCGUCCGCCAUCUCUGCCACUCCGGCGUUCACCUCCGCGAUGUGAAGCGAUGGCUGUCGGAAUUGAGGGGAAAAGAGAUGCCGGACUCAUUCGCCUGGUCCUAUCAGAGGAGAUAUAAGACGGGAAUGGUAUGGCAGGAUUUGAUGGAUGACGAUCUACUAACUCCAAUCUCCGAUUGCGAGUAUGUUCUGUUGGGAUCUCUUCUCCCCGGCGCCGAAUUUAAAUCAGAUCUUUUCCCGUCUCCCGAGGUGAGGAGCUCGCCGGAGAAUGAGCAGCUGGAUGCCGAAAACGGCGUGUUGCCGGAUGGGGUAGAGGAGGAGAAAGAGGAGGAGCAGCCAAGGAUAAGUUCGCCGGCGGGAAACGCCGGCCGGCGGAGCCAAUCCACGGAAGCCUUCGCACUUGUUACGUAACAUUCUCACUUGCAAGGCGGUGGAUACUGCGGAUAGCCUACUGUUCGCCGGCGGCGGUGGCUACGGCGGCGGGACGAAGUCUUCGAGAUCCAAUAGGUCGCAUCUGCGACUACAGUACUCGCAUGUCGAUGAUAAUAAGAGGGCAAACGAACCGUUGGGCGGCGGGAAGAGUUCGAGAAACGCGGGAAGGACGCAUGUGCUACGGCCCAAUUGCUCGCAAUGUGGAAAGCCCUUCAACCCACAGAAAUUGCACUCGCACAUGAUAUCAUGCAAAGGUCUCAAG